This is a messenger RNA of Helobdella robusta, 1614 nucleotides long. RefSeq lists its product as hypothetical. Gene Ontology annotation, molecular function: ATP binding; cyclin-dependent protein serine/threonine kinase activity; RNA polymerase II CTD heptapeptide repeat kinase activity. NCBI's taxonomy places the organism in Eukaryota, Metazoa, Annelida, Clitellata, Rhynchobdellida, Glossiphoniidae. The coding region runs from base 97 to 1026 and encodes 309 amino acids. Gene Ontology annotation, biological process: protein phosphorylation; mitotic G2 DNA damage checkpoint signaling; G2/M transition of mitotic cell cycle. The transcript is spliced from 8 exons. The record is from RefSeq and is a predicted model, not a curated record. Gene Ontology annotation, cellular component: nucleus.
AAUAUUUGAACCUACCGCCAAUUUAUCGUUCGAGAUUCUCCUCAGGUUUUUCACUAAUUUCAUCUUUAGCUCGUCCGUGAAGAACUUCUACUCAGCAUGAGCGGCCAGCCGUCGAUUGAUGACUAUGCGAAAAUCGAGAAAAUAGGCGAAGGAACAUAUGGCGUGGUGUACAAAGGCAGGCAUAAGGCCAGUGGCCGAUUUGUGGCCAUGAAGAAAAUUAGGCUGGACAGUGAAGAAGAAGGAAUUCCGUCCACUGCCAUUCGUGAGAUCUCCCUCUUGAAGGAACUUGUACAUCCCAGUAUUGUUACGCUAGAGGAGGUCUUAAUGCAAGAGGGAAAGUUAUAUUUAGUCUUUGAAUUUUUAUCUAUGGACCUCAAAAAGUAUUUCGACUCUUUGCCCAUUGAAAAACUCAUGUGCCCAAAUCUGAUCAAGAGCUACAUGCAACAAAUCCUCGAAGCCUUAUUAUUCUGCCACAGACGUCGAAUCAUCCACCGAGACCUCAAGCCCCAAAACCUUCUGAUCGACGCCAAGGGAAUGAUCAAGCUGGCUGAUUUUGGCCUGGCCAGGGCUGUCUGUAUUCCCAUGAGGGCCUACACCCAUGAGGUCGUGACCCUGUGGUACAGAGCCCCAGAAGUUCUUCUAGGCUGCCCUCGAUACUGCCCCGCCGUCGACAUUUGGUCUGUUGGCUGCAUAUUUGCCGAGAUGGCCUCGAAGAAACCCAUCUUCAGGGGAGAUUCUGAGAUCGAUCAGCUCUUCAGGAUAUUCAGGACCCUAACGACCCCCACCGAGGAAAACUGGCCGGGGGUGAGUGAGAUGCCCGACUACAAGGCCACUUUCCCGUCAUGGAAGGUCAACAAUCUGAGGCAGGCUGCCAAAUAUAUGGAUGAUGAUGCCCUUGAUUUGUUGGAGGGUAUGUUCAUAUACAAUCCAACCAAGAGGAUUUCAGCGGUCACGGCUUUGAAGCACAAGUACUUUGAUACUGAUGUGCACAUGAAAGAGAACCAAUCUGCAAGGGCUAACUUCUGAUUGGUUGAUUGAUUGGAUUACUGGCUGAAUGAUUGGUUGGUUGAGUUGAGUGAAUGAAGGAAUGAAUGAAUGAUUGAGUGAGUGACUGUUAAUUGAGUGAGUGAGUGAUUGAUUGCUUUGUUGUCUGUUGGAUUAGUUGGUUGGUUGAUUGACUAAUUAAUUUUUUUAAUUACUUAAUUAUUGUGUCUUCAUUUUUAAAACAAUAACAGCUCAUUAUCGAUUUUCCUAUUAUUAUUUUUAUUAUUUUUGAUUGAUUGAAUGAAUGAAUGAAUGAAUACAAGAAUGAACGAAUGAACGACAAACGUUAUAUAUAUAACAUCAUCUUUGAACAUUUUCCAUUAUUAACAUUGUGAAACUUUUACAUUAAUGUCCUUUCUUUCUCUCCUUUUUAUGUAUAUCCUCAUUCUUUUUGUUUCUUCUCUCUCUCUCUCUCUCUCUCCCUCUCUCUCUCCCUCUCUCUCUUUUCUGCAUUGCGUUUCUCUCUCUCCAAAAUAUGCAACACUUGAUAGCUAGCUGCGUCUUUAUCAUUAAUUUAAAUUUAACUUUUAUAUUUUUAAGGCCGCUCUUUUUUCGUAAUAAUUAAAUUAU